Messenger RNA from Cajanus cajan (pigeon pea), 807 nucleotides. Its product is annotated as LEAF RUST 10 DISEASE-RESISTANCE LOCUS RECEPTOR-LIKE PROTEIN KINASE-like 2.1. Lineage: Eukaryota; Viridiplantae; Streptophyta; Magnoliopsida; Fabales; Fabaceae. Gene Ontology annotation, molecular function: polysaccharide binding; protein kinase activity; ATP binding. Gene Ontology annotation, biological process: protein phosphorylation. The record is from RefSeq and is a predicted model, not a curated record.
AUGUUUGAAGCCUGCGAGCCCCAGACAUGUGGCAACGGCGCAAACAUAAGCUACCCGUUCCACAUCAGAGGGAAACAAAACUCUUUCUGUGGCCUAGCAGAUUUCGAACUAACAUGUGGCAACAACGGUUUCCCCAUUCUGAAUCUCGUCGACACUGACUACACAAUUCAGACAAUUUUCUACAACAAUCAUUCUCUUCGAGUGUCCAACCCUGUGUUUUUGCAACCGAAUGCUUCCUCUUGCUUCGGUCGCACUCGGAACCUAACGGUAGCCAAGUUCAGGUUCCGACUGGCUCCGAACCAAAGGCAAGUGUUUCUGAUCUACGGCUGCCACUUGGAGGCCCUUCCUGAAGGGUUGCAGGAGCGGAGGAUUGGGUGCGAUGCAGGGAACAAAACGACGUCGGUUUUAGGGUUGGAUGCCAAGGAGGAUCAGAAUUUGAGAUAUGCGAUGGAAAAUUGCGAGGGUGGAAUGGUAAAUGCUGCGGUGGAAGAUACGAAUGGAGGGAUCACCGAGGCAUUGGGGAAAGGGUUGUUGUUGAUUUGGGAUGCGACUAACUGCUCGCAAUGCAUAAGGAGUGGAGGGAGGUGUGGUUUCGACCGAGACAUGUAUGCUUUUAGGUGUUACUGUCCUGAUAGGCCCCAUGCGGUGCGAUGUGUUACAGGUUGGAUGGCGCAGCAAGGUUUGGGCUUGUCAUAUCGGCAGUUAAUGAGGAACAAGGCUCCGGCUGGGUCCUCUGCAGAAGAUCAUCGCAGUGUCGCGAUUGAUCCCCAGCCUCAAGUGAUGGAAGCUCCCCGACUGGCGCCCCCU